AUGAACGACCUACUCUCCCGAUCUUUUUCCGGCGGCCGUGUUGCCGAUAUCGAGAUGGCGAACACCGCCGCAGCCGACGGUGUAAAUCUUGACAAGUUUUUCAAAGACGUAGAGGAGAUCAAAGAAGAGCUAAAGGGUCUUGAAGAUCUUCAUAAUCAACUGCAAGAAUCAAAUGAACAGAGCAAAACCUUAUACAAUGCAAAAUCGAUCAAAAACCUCCGGACCAAGAUGGACAACGACGUCGCUUUAUCUCUCGAAAAGGCCAAACUCAUCAAGAACCAUCUAGAAGCCCUAGACCGUUUGAGCGAAGCCAAUCGCAACCUCCCUGGCUGCGGCCCAGGAAGCUCCACCGACCGUACACGAAUCUCCAUCCUCAACGGUCUACGGAAACAACUCCAAUCGUCAAUGAAGUCCUUCACCGAACUCCGCCAGAAAAUGGCGGCUGAGCAUCGAGAAACCGUUGAACGGAGGUACUAUACCGUCACUGGAGAAAAGGCCGAUGAGACUACAGUAGAUACCCUGAUCUCAACCGGAGAAAGCGAGAGGUUUUUACAGAAAGCAAUCAAGGAGCAAGGAAGAGGGCAGGUGAUGGAAACAAUACUAGAAAUCCAAGAACGGCAUGAUGCUGUAACAGUGAUAGAGAGACAUCUGAGAGAACUGCAUCAAGUUUUCAUGGAUAUGGCGGUACUGGUGGAGAGCCAAGGAGAACAACUGAACGACAUCGAGAGCCAUGUUAACAGGGCAAGCUCGUUCGUAAGAGGUGGUGCACAGCAGUUGCAGGUGGCAAGAAAAACUCAAAAGAACACCAGAAAAUGGACUUGUUUUGGGAUUCUUUUGUUGUUCAUCGUCAUCGCCAUUAUCGUUCUUUCUAUUAGGCCAUGGAAGUAG
Molecule: messenger RNA, 888 nt
Organism: Cynara cardunculus var. scolymus (artichoke)
Lineage: Eukaryota; Viridiplantae; Streptophyta; Magnoliopsida; Asterales; Asteraceae
Product: syntaxin-121-like
Exons: 1
Coding region: 1-888 (295 amino acids)
Biological process (GO): vesicle fusion; exocytosis; intracellular protein transport
Cellular component (GO): endomembrane system; SNARE complex; plasma membrane
Molecular function (GO): SNAP receptor activity; SNARE binding
Source: RefSeq, a predicted model, not a curated record